Molecule: messenger RNA, 624 nt
Organism: Westerdykella ornata
Lineage: Eukaryota; Fungi; Ascomycota; Dothideomycetes; Pleosporales; Sporormiaceae
Product: Ctr copper transporter
Exons: 4
Coding region: 91-624 (177 amino acids)
Biological process (GO): copper ion transmembrane transport
Cellular component (GO): membrane
Molecular function (GO): copper ion transmembrane transporter activity
Source: RefSeq, a predicted model, not a curated record
CGAUCUAUCUACCUUCUUUCAGGUCCAGCCGAUCCACCGUCGUGUUGUCCAUAGAGGAUUCUCUCGCUUCUUUCUCCCUAUAUCCUCGCAAUGGACCACUCGAACAUGGACCACUCACAUAUGGAUCACGGCGACCACGGCAUGCCCGGCAUGGGCGGCGGUCACAAGUGCCAGAUGAGCAUGCUGUUCACCUGGUCGACCAAAGACCUCUGUAUCAUCUUCAAAGGCUGGCACGUCACGGGCACAACAUCGCUACUUUUCUCGCUCCUCGCCAUCGUGCUCCUCACGGCCGGAUACGAAGCUGUACGCGAGGUGUCGAGACGAUAUGAAAUAUAUGCGAAGAAUGUGGGGGAAGGGAGGAGGGGAGGGGACGAUCUGAGCAACACGGUCGAAGAAUCGAGCUCAUUACUCAACCCAGGGAGAAGCGGCGGGAGGCCCAGCGAGCAGCAGACACGCAUCGUCAAGGCGGUGCUGUAUGCGGUGCAGGUGUUUUACUCGUUCUUCAUCAUGCUGCUGUUCAUGACAUACAAUGGGUGGGUGAUGCUGGCCGUUGCGGUUGGAGCGUUCGUGGGAUACAUGAUGUUUAGUGAGUCGUCGGCGACCAAGUCGGUGGCUUGCCAUUGA